AUGCCUCGCCGCAAAAUAGGAGCAGACCUCAAAGAGGCGCUGUGCAAGCUCUACGAAGCGGGAGACAUCAGUGCCGACACGAUUGAGAAGCACGGCAUCAUGUCGCGCGCCACCUUCUUCCGCAACCUCAAGAUGUACAAGAGCGGCGCAAGCCUCGAGCAGCGACACAGCACCGGCCGCAAGACCAACGCAGACAAGCUCAAAGAGCAAGAGAAGCUCGAGCUGGACGCGCUUCGACCCCUGCACCUCUCCCACCUCGAGCUCGUCCUGCUGCUCGAUGAGGACGACAAAGGUCUGCAGGAAGGCUCGGCACGGAACAAGAGGAAGGCAAAGGGGACUGCAACCAGUUCCAAGAGGAGAGACCUCGGGAAGAGCGCAGCUGGAGAAGCAACCCGCAGCGAGGGCCUAGCUAUGAGGGACGAGUCAGGCUCAGAAAGCGAUGUGGACUCCGAUGACGCCGCCACCCUCGCCAAGCAUCAGGCGCUCGCGAAGCUCAGGCAAGCUGCAAGGUCGUUCUUGGCCGCUGACGGCGUCGCAAGUUCGUCUCGUGGCGUGGACCAGAGCACGAUGGAUGACAGGAGUGGCAUCAACGACCUCGACUCUCUUCUGAAGCCCGAAGACAGCCAUUACUCGCACGUCAAUCGAGGUGCACUUUUCAUCGUGAAACCCAAGGGCGAGGUCAGGGAAGAUGGGCCGACAGGCGGUAUCAUCGCAGCCAUCGCCUUGCGCUCUCUGAUUUGGACGCCGGAAAUCUAUCAAGCGCUGGGACCCAGCUAUGCCGGCCGCAGCAUCGAUAGGAUCUGCAACCUCGUACAUCUGCGCGUCGAUGCGCGCUGGCAGCGCCAAGGCAUCGGCCGAUGGCUCGUCAACGUCGCUGGACUCAAAGCGGCCAAGCUUGGCUUUUCUCACCUCUACACGCAAAGCGCCUCCGGUCGAGCCGAACUGCUCUCGUUCUGGCAACGCACGGGCUUCACCGAGUUUGCUCGAUUCGACGACAUUGCCAGGUUCGAGCAGGUUGCUACGGCCGCGACGGUGCCGGCGAAUGCGCAAUCUGAGCCGACCAAGCCGGCCAGGCGAGCAACACAUGCAACUUCGGCUUCUUCUUCUUCUGCACCUCCUCGCAGGACAAUAGCCUACGCCAACGACCACGCGGCAGCGAGGCAGUCGAGUCCUCAGAGACAGAUGCCUGGCCAGACUGGACCAGACGCGGUGCAGGUCAAUCAGCUGACGGCGGAACUCGAUCUGCCAAUUCCGUUGGAUCCAUCCAUAUCAUCCAAUUCCGUGGAUCAAAGCUUGCUGGCUGGGGCUGAAAGAGCGGAACCGAUCGCAACUUCCGUUCCUUAUGCAGCACCGGCAUCGGCUGCAGCACGGGCUGGGGAUCCGACGGACACAGCGUCUCAGUCUGUCAAGAUGGCGUCCACAGCGACUGCAGCUGGCUCCGCGAUGCCCUCGAACGAGCCACCACGCGCUGUGGUCGGCCCUCCGCCAAGAAGGAUCGCGUUUCACGAGGCUGCCGAUGUCGAAAGCGGUAGACCUCGUCACUGA
Messenger RNA from Moesziomyces antarcticus, 1545 nucleotides. RefSeq lists its product as uncharacterized. The record is from RefSeq and is a predicted model, not a curated record. Bases 1 to 1545 code for a protein of 514 amino acids. The transcript has a single exon. Lineage: Eukaryota; Fungi; Basidiomycota; Ustilaginomycetes; Ustilaginales; Ustilaginaceae.